Molecule: messenger RNA, 1191 nt
Organism: Mytilus trossulus (common blue mussel)
Lineage: Eukaryota; Metazoa; Mollusca; Bivalvia; Mytilida; Mytilidae
Exons: 3
Coding region: 1-813 (270 amino acids)
Source: RefSeq, a predicted model, not a curated record
AUGGAGUCACAUCGUGAAAUUGGACACUAUUUUGGUGUAUACAAGGCUUCAGUUUUUAACGUAAUCAAGACAGUUGUAAAUGCUAUAUUAAAUAAUCUCUGUUACUUUUAUCUCUCUCUUCAGUUGAUCAAGUGGCCAAAUCUCCAAGAACAGGAUAGCAUAAGUAGAGAAUUUCAGCUGAAUAGUGGAAUGGUGGGAAUCAUUGGUGCAAUGGACGGCAGUCAUAUUCGCCUAGCAUCAUGUCCAAAGGGGGAUUCAGACUACAUCAAUCGAAAAGGCUUUCCGUCCAUGCAGUUGCAGGCUGUUGUGGAUCAUAAUCUUAUGUUCCGUGAUGUAUACGCAGGAUGGCCAGGCUGUACACAUGAUGCCCGAGGUUUUAGAAACUCCUCAUUAUCAGACAGGGCAGAAAAUGGGAGAAUAUUUGGUUGCAACAAAUUCCUGAUUGCUGACAGUGCAUAUCCAGUUAAACCCUAUUUAAUACCUCCAUUUAAAGAUAAGGGACACCUUUCAAACUUGCAAAAGAAGUUCAACAAGGUUAUUUCAUCUGCAAGACAAGUAGUUGAAAGGGCAUUUGGCCUUUUAAAGGGUCGCUUCAGGCGUCUCCGAGAAGUUACGUCACAUGAACCUUCAGCAAUUGUUGGCAUUAUUGUAUGUGGAUGUAUACUUCAUAAUUUGACAAUAAUUAACCACGAGGACAUUGAACAAUUUAUUGAUGACAAUCAAGAUGGUCACCCCAAUGGAUUUCAAAAUAUUUUCAGAAAUGAUAAUGCUGGAGUUAGAGUAAGGGAAAAUCUUAUGAGAACACUAGCAUAAGUUUUCUGUGAGACAAUAUGGGUUUAAAAUGUAGAGUUCAUUCAGAAUGGCAUUAGAAAGUGUUUUUGAUUCUGUACGAUCAUUUUUGAAAAUUAAUUUUCAAAAAGAAGACAAGCGCUCAAGAACUGUCUCUAUAAAAUGUGACCUUGAUGUUUGACAAAUAUAAUAAUAAUAGUAGAUAUCCCUUUUGUGACUGAAGCUUUUUUCUGUGCAUUUAUAAUGAAAAUCCAUCCAGGCAAACUUCUUUUUUUUUAAAGUUUAUUCUGUAAAAACAUCUUCAAUUUUUAUCUCAGUUUAGAAAUGGUGACCUCUGUUGAUAGAAAUUUGGAGAGGGUAUUUGUAGUACCUGUAUUACCACCAUAUCUUCUUUUUAAUAAA